AUGCAUUUGGUAUUCCUCGCAGAGCGUUACUCUGCACAAAGUGAGGCGCUAGAAGAUCCUGAAGGCCUUUGUGUUCUUGGAAUAUUUCUUCGUGUGAGUUAUUAGAACUGUUUCACUGUUUAUAUUCAUGACGAUUUAUUACACAAUAAUUCGAAUGUGCGCAAAUUUGGGAAGGUUCCUGUUUAAAAGUCUGACUUUACAGAGACUGGAGGAUCGCUUAUAUGGUUUUAUGCCAUUUGAAGUCGCUAUCAAUAAAGUUAUUGAUCUACCACACAAAUGCAUGUCAUAUUGCCCACGAGUUAAAAUCUGGACCCUUGUUUUUAUCUAGGCCGGUGGACGUGAAAACG
Molecule: messenger RNA, 347 nt
Organism: Spirometra erinaceieuropaei
Lineage: Eukaryota; Metazoa; Platyhelminthes; Cestoda; Diphyllobothriidea; Diphyllobothriidae
Source: the annotation of a GenBank genome assembly